GUGUUGGGUUUCUUAAGUUGCAACGGGAAACCGAAUGGAAACGCAGAACAAACGCUCCUGGUGGCCAGGCUCCCUCUGCUGGAGAGUGUGUGGCUCGUGGCUGCUGGCCUCACCUUGGAGCAGGGCGCGGCCCUUCAGUUUGCAGGGGGAGAGACGGCCCGGAGGGCGGGGCUGAGCUGCACUGAGUUAGGAGGGGCGCUGCAACCCACCUCCAGCCCCGUCCCGCCCCAGGGCCCCUGGAUGGACCCUCCUGCUUGUCAGUGUCCCGGGGGAGGAGAGGCCAGGCCCGUCCGAGCAGGAGCCGGAUGGAAGGAGCACGGCCUGGACUUCGAGAGACUCCUGGAUGCCAGCGCCUACAAGGAGACCUUCCGGCGGGACAUGAUCCGCUGGGGCGAGGAGAGGCGCCAGGCCGACCCCGGCUUCUUCUGCAGGAAGGCGGUGGAGGGCGUCUCCCAGCCCGUCUGGCUGGUGAGUGACACACGGAGGCCGUCGGACGUCCAGUGGUUCCGGGAGGCCUACGGGGCCCUGACGCACACGGUCCGCGUGGUGGCCUCCGAGCAGAGCCGCCGGCAGCGGGGCUGGGUGUUCAUCCCAGGGGUGGACGACGCGGAGUCGGAGUGUGGCCUGGACCACAUGGAGGGCUUCGACUGGGUCGUGGAGAACCACGGGGACGCGGGGUCCCUGGAGGAGCAGCUGCGGCGCCUGGUGGACUUCGUCCGCUCCAGACUGUAGCGCGGCCUCCGGGUGCCCCUGCCGUGCUCGUGGGGAGAGGCAGGGGGCCCGGGGCCCGUUUCUGGGGGGCUGGCAGGUGCCACGUAAGUCAAGACACCCCUGGGGGCCCCAUUUCUUUGUGGAGGGGACAGCCCUGCCUCUAGGGCGGAGCCUGGCUGUGCUAGAGCCGGGUCCUGGGUGCAGGCCGGCGAGCCUGCUCCCCCGUGGGGACGCGCUCAGCCCCGCGUUCGGGCAGCAGCCCGGGCUCCCCACUGUGGGUCCUAAUAAACCACCUCGGAGCACAGUC
Molecule: messenger RNA, 1018 nt
Organism: Hyaena hyaena (striped hyena)
Lineage: Eukaryota; Metazoa; Chordata; Mammalia; Carnivora; Hyaenidae
Gene: PMVK
Product: phosphomevalonate kinase
Exons: 4
Coding region: 241-732 (163 amino acids)
Biological process (GO): cholesterol biosynthetic process; isopentenyl diphosphate biosynthetic process, mevalonate pathway
Cellular component (GO): cytoplasm
Molecular function (GO): phosphomevalonate kinase activity
Source: RefSeq, a predicted model, not a curated record